This is a messenger RNA of Vigna radiata var. radiata (mung bean), 901 nucleotides long. RefSeq names its product probable transmembrane ascorbate ferrireductase 2. Lineage: Eukaryota; Viridiplantae; Streptophyta; Magnoliopsida; Fabales; Fabaceae. Gene Ontology annotation, molecular function: oxidoreductase activity. Bases 104 to 802 code for a protein of 232 amino acids. The record is from RefSeq and is a predicted model, not a curated record. The transcript is spliced from 4 exons.
AUCACUGUACAAAGCUACACCAUUUUCAUUUUGUAUAUAUCCUUUUGCAUUUCUUUCAUUUCCCUCUUGUGUCUCUUCCCUUUUCUCUCUACAAAGAUUCCCAAUGGCGACUCUCCCCGUGGUAAGUUUUCCGAUCUUCACGGUGGUCAGGGUGGUCGGCGUCGCCGUCACCGUUCUUCUCCUCACAUGGGCCGUCCAUUUUCGGGGUGGCCUCGCUCUCGUCUCUGACAACAAAGAUCUCAUCUUUAACGUUCAUCCUGUGUUGAUGGUGAUUGGGCUUGUUCUAAUCAAUGGUGAAGGGAUGCUUGCAUACAAGACUCUAUCUGGAACUAAAAGCUUCAAAAAAUCAGUUCAUCUCACAUUACAAUUUGCUGCUCUCAUUUUGAGCUUGAUCGGUAUCUGGGCUGCUUGGAAGUUUCACAUUGACAAGGGCAUUGACAACUUCUACAGCCUCCAUUCAUGGUUAGGCCUUGCAUGCUUUUUCCUGUUCUUCAUCCAGUGGGCUGCGGGGUUUGCAACAUUUUGGUACCCUGGAGGGUCAAGAAAUAGAAGAGCAACUUUACUGCCAUGGCAUGUUUUCUUUGGUAUGUAUAUCUAUGCCUUGGCCAUAGCCACAACUGCUACUGGUAUUUUGGAAAAAGCUACAUUCCUUCAGGUGAACAAAAUCAUAUCACGCUAUUCCAAUGAAGCACUUCUGAUCAAUUCUUUAGGCAUUUUGAUAGUCAUUUUAGGUGGCUUUGUGAUUCUUGGACUUAUUACUCCAGUUUAUGGUAAAGCUGAUGUCAUACGGGGAAAUGAGUAACCAUAUUGUAAUAUAUGUAAUCCAAAAUUGAGGAACAUGGACAUGGAUAUUAUCAAACUCAUUGAACGUGUAUACAGGUUUAUUUCUCACUUUUAUUUA